GUCGAAUCAAUCACUGAUUCUCAUUUUGAGCAUUAUUGCGGCUUCGUUAUUCGGAACGGUAGAAGCUUUGAGGGCCAAAAAGUUGAUACAUAGCCACGCGAAGACUACUAUAUCCCAAGAUGACUUCAUUGGAUGUCGCACGAAUAACGACUUCUAUUGCAACGGCGCCAUUAAUUCGCCAUUUUAUCCAUACAACUAUCCACCGAAUGACAAGUGCUACUAUUACAUUCCAGCUCANCCAGGAAGUGGCGCCCACGUUUUAUUGAAUAGACAUAAUAUCCUAAAUUUUGAAAUUCCAAGAUUUCAAAAUUCGAAACUUAUAGAAUCCAGAGAUUCUGAAAUUCUUCAACUCUAA
Molecule: messenger RNA, 355 nt
Organism: Caenorhabditis briggsae
Lineage: Eukaryota; Metazoa; Nematoda; Chromadorea; Rhabditida; Rhabditidae
Exons: 3
Source: RefSeq, a predicted model, not a curated record